This is a messenger RNA of Ictidomys tridecemlineatus (thirteen-lined ground squirrel), 1702 nucleotides long. NCBI's taxonomy places the organism in Eukaryota, Metazoa, Chordata, Mammalia, Rodentia, Sciuridae. The record is from RefSeq and is a predicted model, not a curated record.
CUUUCUUCGGAAUUUGAACACCAGGAGCAACAAUGGGCCCUAAGAAAACAGGUCAUUUGAGCCAGAGAGACGUCAGCAAAAGCCUCUUAGUAUUUGAUUGGCCUUUUGUUGAGAGAACAGUGACUCUGUGAGCUGGGCCCAAGACAGACACUGGCCCCUUUUAGAGGAGACAAGAGUCGGAAUGGCGUGUACUGAAAGGGCAGCGCUGACAGCUGAAACUAGGUGUGUCACAGGCCCGGGAUUGUGGGGAACGCUUUGAGGGACUUCUGGGCAGGAGCAGGCGGGGCACCAGCAGAAACUCCAAGACCAGGAAGGACGAGCAACGUGAAAGGAAAGAAAGGUGGACCCCAGAGAUGUCUCGGUGAGAGCCAGACGGGAAAGUGACUGAGAGCCCACGCGUCCAGGCAAGGCUCAGAAGCCGGGGCACCUGGGCAAGGGGUCGAGUGAGAUGUUCAGGAGGAGCCCCCAGCGGGCAUUCAGAUACAGCCCUGGACGCGGCUGGGGACACUCCAACAAGGGAGCUACAAGGCCCAACGAUUUGGACACAGGCCAAGAAGUCAAGGACUGUUGAAGCCACAGUCUCCACUCUUCUACUGACACCAACGACCACCCAGCCCAGCCAAACCAUAUGGCCUCUUGUUUUCCUGAUGUAUGAGGACGCCUGCAGGUGCCUGAGGAGCAGCGUGAUCCCAGGGCACCAGGGUGCUGCCCGGCAGGGCUAGGCGGGCACGGCAGCCAUGGCCAGCACAGCCGUGCAGCUCCUGGGCUUCCUGCUGAGCUUCCUGGGCAUGGUGGGCACGCUCAUCACCACCAUCCUGCCGCACUGGCGGAGGACGGCGCACGUGGGCACCAACAUCCUGACGGCCGUGUCCUACCUGAAGGGGCUCUGGAUGGAGUGCGUGUGGCACAGCACGGGCAUCUACCAGUGCCAGAUCUACCGGUCGCUGCUGGCGCUGCCUCGUGACCUGCAGGCGGCCCGUGCGCUCAUGGUCAUCUCCUGCCUGCUGUCCGGCAUGGCCUGCGCUUGUGCUGUGGUGGGCAUGAAGUGCACCCGCUGCGCCAAGGGCACGCCCGCCAAGACCACCUUCGCGGUGCUCGGAGGGUCGCUCUUCCUCCUGGCCGGCCUCCUCUGCAUGGUGGCCGUCUCCUGGACCACCAACGACGUGGUGCAAAACUUCUACAACCCGCUGCUGCCCAGCGGCAUGAAGUUUGAGAUCGGGCAGGCCCUGUACCUGGGCUUCAUCUCCUCGUCCCUGUCCCUCAUCGGAGGCACCCUGCUCUGCCUGUCCUGCCAGGAGGAGGCACCCUACAGGCCCUACCAAGCCCAGCCCAGGGCCACCACUGCCACUGCUGCCACCGCACCCGCCUACCGGCCACCAGACGCCUACAAGGACAACCGGGCCCCCUCGGUGACCUCCGCAUCCCACAGCGGGUACAGGCUGAACGACUACGUGUGAGUCCCCCAGGGCCGUCCAUCCCUGAGGGCCACCUGAGUGACAGCCGAUGGAUGCAGGGUGCAGCCCAAAGUUUACUGCUGGGUUAUUCUGUAUCCAAGGGAUGUGCUUAGACACAGGGAAGGGGGAGAAAUAAGAGGAGAAAACUCGGUAUACCAAAGACUUUUUUAAACCCUUGCUGUUUUUUGUAUUUAUUAUACGUAUUUAUGUGGGUGAUUUAAUAAGAGCUAAAUAAAGAGAGACUCGGA